Messenger RNA from Lagenorhynchus albirostris (white-beaked dolphin), 1572 nucleotides. RefSeq names its product PDZ and LIM domain 4 (gene PDLIM4). Gene Ontology annotation, molecular function: muscle alpha-actinin binding; actin binding. The transcript is spliced from 6 exons. The coding region runs from base 441 to 1460 and encodes 339 amino acids. Gene Ontology annotation, cellular component: Z disc; adherens junction; filamentous actin. NCBI's taxonomy places the organism in Eukaryota, Metazoa, Chordata, Mammalia, Artiodactyla, Delphinidae. Gene Ontology annotation, biological process: muscle structure development; heart development; actin cytoskeleton organization. The record is from RefSeq and is a predicted model, not a curated record.
CUUCCCUGGCCAUUUGUUCCAAGCCAGGCAUGGAUGAGCCAGGGGUCCACUGACCUGUUCCACACUGGGUAUUUGAGCCCCCAGAUGCUGCCUGGCCAUGGAGCAGGUGAGAGCACACUCUCUCCUAUCACAGAUCUGGGUUCCAGUCCCAGCUCUGCACUUGAGAACUGUGUUGUCCUAGUGAUUUAAUAUCAGAGCCCUUAGCUUCCUCAACUUCAAAAUGGGGGAUCUGGGAUUGAGUGAGGAUGACAUACAGGGUCUGCUUCGUCAGGGUGAAAACCUGAUGUCCUGUCCCCCAGCCCCCUAUCCCUAAUUCUCACACAUGCAGAUUCUGGGGGAUCAAGACACAGGGGCCACCUUGAUCUUCUGGGCCAGCAUCUCUUCUCCUGGGUGCCUUCUCACCUGCAAGGCCUCUGACCCUGCUCUCUAUCCUGCCUGUCAUGCCAGGACUUAUGCCUGAGCCUCCAAAGACAACCCCCAACAUGGGGUCUGUGGAAGAUUGGCCUGGUGAGCUGCUUGGAGGGAGCUACUCUGUGCCAGCGCUCCCAGAGCUCUACCUAGGCCAGCUUCCCUACCUGCCCUCUUGCGUACAGAGGGCCGUACUCCUCCACAGACUUCUCCACAGGAUGAAAAGUGAAGUAAAGGCCCAGCUUCCCCGCUAUGCUUACUUUGUCUGGAACUCAGAGCCAGGCCUGAAGGCAGGAGCUGGCCCAAUACCCCAGAGGACAGCAAGGCUCAGGCACACAGGAUCCACAUCGAUCCCGAGGCCCAGGAUGGCAGUCCAGCGACAAGCAGGUGGCCCUCAGCCACGGGGCUUGGGCCAGAAGAUGGCAGGCCAGGCCUGGGAUCUCCUUACGGGCAGUCACCUCGCCUCCCAGUCCCUCACAAUGGCAGCAGCAGUGAGGCUACUUUACUGGCCCAGUUGGGCACCCUGCACGUGUCUCCACCCCACAGUGCAUCUUCUUUCGCCCAGCACUGACCUGGCCAGAGGGCUUUCGCGGAGCCGCGACUGCGGAGUAGACCUGGGCUCAGAGGUGUACAGGAUGCUUCGGGAGUCGGCCGAGCCGACGGCUGCGGAGCCCAAGCAGUCAGGCUCCUUCCGCUACUUGCAGGGCAUGCUAGAGGCCGGCGAGGGCGGGGAACGGCCCGGGCCUGGCGGCCCCCGGAACCUCAAGCCCACGGCGGGCAAGCUAGGCGCUCCGCUGAGCGGCCUGCAGGGGCUGCCGGAGUGCACGCGCUGCGGCCACGGCAUCGUGGGUACCAUCGUCAAGGCGCGGGACAAACUCUACCACCCCGAGUGCUUCAUGUGCAGCGACUGCGGCCUGAACCUCAAGCAGCGCGGUUACUUCUUUCUGGACGACCGGCUCUACUGCGAAAGCCACGCCAAGGCGCGCGUCAAGCCGCCCGAGGGCUACGACGUGGUGGCGGUGUACCCCAAUGCCAAGGUGGAACUCGUCUGAGCCGCUCCCGGAACCUCCCAUCCCCGCCUCUGCUUUUUUUAAUGUCCCCGCGCACCCGUGUAAAUAUGUUUACGCCCUGCCUCUCUAAUAAAUUCCCUCUGCUUGGCCUCAA